Messenger RNA from Aureobasidium subglaciale EXF-2481, 769 nucleotides. RefSeq lists its product as uncharacterized. NCBI's taxonomy places the organism in Eukaryota, Fungi, Ascomycota, Dothideomycetes, Dothideales, Saccotheciaceae. The coding region runs from base 139 to 627 and encodes 162 amino acids. The record is from RefSeq and is a predicted model, not a curated record. The transcript has a single exon.
ACCUCAUGAUAGCUCUCAACCAGACCUGCGCCAAGGCAACCUUCGCGUUCGACUCAUCGUCCGUAUCGCUUCAAACUUAUAUCUGUGUCGAUAAGACGUCCAUCACCGCUACAAUCUUAUCUCCAUCCAGAAAAUGUAAUGGGCAACAUGGACGUCUCAUCAAAUUCGUCAGACCACGUACUUCUGCCUCAACACAGCAAGCAGCACUUCCAGUUCUUGGACCUACAUGGAGAAAUCCAAAAUAUGAUCUAUGAACACAGCUUUGAGAAAGUACGGUUGAAUGACUUCAUGGACAUAGACUGCGACUUCUGUUUGGAUCCUGCAGACCUUGGAAUAUCUGGCAUCGGUGCGGCGCCAGUGGUGUCUUACUCAGCUUGCAUCUGUAAGCAGAGGCAUCAGAAAAGAGACCAUCUCCCUCUUCUACGCGACGAGCGACUUCGACUGGCACUGGGAUCCAGAGCACGUAUACUCGAGAUCGUGUCUACGGCAUAUCGUGAUAUCGUGAUAUCGUUCCACAUGGACGAUUCAGCUGCUCGCCAUCUGUUUGUUCUAGCAGGAUCUUUGGGACCUGUUAUACUCGAGAAUGAAAUGGAUGACACAGUGCUGGUAGUAUCAGCUGGCAAUUGAUGUGAAUCUUCAAUCUGGUUCAGAGGUUGUAGUGAUGAGAUUUUUGACAACAAGUCCAACGUAUAAGAACUCACAAAUCGUUGCAGAUUAGUCAUCCUGAACUUAUUGAGUCCAUAGGCCAGGUUCCUUCCUGUUCAAGGCA